AUGUCGCUAUUGGAUACGGACUCUUGCGAUUGCGGACGUAGCGAAUUGGAACUCUUUGAAGUUAAGCCCACACAGACGAGUAUAGAGGACAGUUCAUUCAAAGAGUUCCAUCCUAUCACUUCCCUGGACAAGGGUGGUCCAAUUGAAUUUAGGGUCAACGCCGCCGAAGACGAAUAUUUGAAUUUGGGAGACAGCUUUUUGUAUCUGAAAUUCAGGAUACUGGACAAAGAUGGUGCAGUACUCACGACAGCGGACCCAUUUCCCGAUAAAUCGCUGGUGUUUCCCAUCAAUUAUUUUAUCGGAAGCUAUUUCAAACAAGUUGAGGUUUAUGCCAAUGGAAGACAGGUAGGGGGGCACGAUCAGAUGUACGGCUAUCGAUCGUAUCUCGAGUCCACCCUCUCGUUCUCGAAGGCAGCAAAAAGUGACCAGCUCCAAAUUGGUGGAUAUUACAAGGACACAGCGAACCCCGAUCUACAGGGUAAUACCGUGAAAACAGGAACAAGUGCAAACAAAGGCGCCAAUGCUCGCUUUAAGUGGACAAAAGGCAGUAAAACGGUAGAGUGCCUGGGGCAGAUUCACAACGAACUCUUUGCGCAGAAAAAAUUAAUUCUGAUUCAAGUAAAACUGACGGUAAGAUUGGUGAGACAAGACCCCAGUUUUGUCUUAAUGGCCAAGGAUAACAACCAGGAGUACACGAUUAGUUUGGAGGAAGCGAUUUUGAAAAUCAAUAUCAAAACUAUUGCCGAACAUGUUCGCCUUAGCCAUGAGGAACGUCUUUUGCAAGGACCCGCCAAAUAUCCCGUAACAUCGAUUCAAAUGAAGUUUUAUACACGUGGCGCCAACCGUUCGGAUUUGUCAGAAAAUAACUUGUUACAGGGUCGUUUACCGGGAAGAAUCGUCGUAGGAUUGGUGGAGUCCGACGCUUUCAACGGAACGCUGGACAAGAACCCGUUCAACUUUCAGCACUUCAAUGUGUCGAGUAUUACGUUGCGACAAAACCGAACGCCAGUACCGUUUGAAACGAUCAAACUCGAUUACGGCAACGAUCAGUUCCUACCCGGUUACUUCACGGUAUUACACGGAACUAACGUUUGGGGAACUGACCAGGGAAUAGGUAUAAACACGAACGAGGAUUAUCCGAAAGGAUACGCUCUCUACGUCUUCAACCUGUUAGCAGAUGAUUCCAACGGUUCCAAUUUCAACUUGGUACGUGAAGGAAACAUAAGUCUUGACAUUCGUUUGAAAGAACCAGCCGAUAAGAGUAUAACUAUUGUAGUUUAUAUGGAAUUCGACGCUAUUGUGGAAAUUGACAACAAUCGCACAGCCACCUUCAAUGAAUAA
Lineus longissimus is the source of this 1341-nucleotide messenger RNA. RefSeq lists its product as uncharacterized. Lineage: Eukaryota; Metazoa; Nemertea; Pilidiophora; Heteronemertea; Lineidae. The record is from RefSeq and is a predicted model, not a curated record. The coding region runs from base 1 to 1341 and encodes 446 amino acids. Gene Ontology annotation, biological process: deoxyribonucleotide biosynthetic process. Gene Ontology annotation, molecular function: ribonucleoside-diphosphate reductase activity, thioredoxin disulfide as acceptor. Gene Ontology annotation, cellular component: cytosol. The transcript has a single exon.